AAAAACAAACAAAAAAAAAACUAUGCGACCGACUUUCUACCGGUAACCGUUUUCCACCUUUAAGUCGAUCGGGGAGCGGAUGCGAGCAGAGGUCGCCGACGAGCCUCUGACUAUUUUCUGCGCUUUGUCGGUGCCGGAGGAGCCGUGCCAAUGGAGAAAGCGACUCCGCCGCCCCAGCCCCAGCUCCAGCUGUCUAUAGCGAAGACUGAAAGUCCAGCGGAGGACAUCUCCGGCCUGACCGACGAGGAGCUGCUCAAGUGGACUAAGGAGGAUCUGGUGCGGCGGCUGAGGCGGUCCGAGGCCGAUAAGAUGAGCGUGAUUCUGGACCACGGGAAUCUCAUCCGAGAGGUCAAUCGCAGCCUCCAGUUGCAUUUGAACGAGAUCAGGGGGCUGAAGGACAUCAAUCAGAAGCUGCAGGAAGACAACCGUGAGCUGCGGGACUUGUGCUGCUUCCUGGAUGACGACCGGCAGAAAGGCAAGCGUGUAUCCAGGGAGUGGCAGCGCUUGGGACGUUACAGUGCCAGCAUCAUGCGCAAAGAGGUCACGCUAUACCUCCAGAAACUCAAGGAGCUGGAGCUUCGGCAAGAGGAGGUAAUCAAGGAGAACCUGGAGCUGAAGGAGCUCUGCCUGCUUCUGGAUGAGGAGAAGGGGGUGGUUGGUGGAGGAGGUGGUGGUGGUGGUGGAGGAAGUGGAGGGGGAGGGAACAUAGGCAUGGGAGGGUGCCGUAACUCCAUAGACAGCCAGAAUAGUUUGCUGCUGGUACCCGGUCAUGGGCUCCUGAUGAGAGACGUGGGGGACGGGAGCAGCACCUCCAGCGCAGGGAGUGCUGACAGCUCCGAUCACCCUCAUAAGCAGCCUCAUCUGGCUCCAGGGGUGGGUGGAGUUGGUAGUGGUGGGGAAAAGGGGAGCCCCGAGCUUGUGCACAAACCCAGGUGUAGCAGCAUCAGUGGAAUAGGAGGCAUAACUGGAGUAGACAGGGAGAUGUCCAGCCCUGAGCACCCUACUGGGCGCCACCGAAGUACAAGCCUGGAGUACCCCUACACGCUGCCCCAGCUCUGCCGACCCCGCUGUGGCUCCAUAUCCGUGCCUGACCACAGUCGAGUCAUGCGGGGCCUCAGCCCGGAAAAAUACGGAAGGAACGUGGGCCGACGCAGUCCGGAGCAGCACCCCAAGCACCACAGCUCUGAUCUCCUUCUGGGCCAGAGGCAGCACUUUCUGGGCCAGGGAGGUAGUGGGGAGCUCUAUCAGAGGCACCACAGGAGCAGCAUUAGCAGUAUUGGCUGUGGGAGCCCCGAGCCCCGAAUGGCACAAUUAGGGACCACUGAUCACCAUGAAAAGGGCUGCCCGGUCCAGGGGGGCAGCCCCGAAACUCAUAGGCACCAGUACAGUAUGAGCCCGGACCACGUGAAGUUUGGCAGCCCUGUGAGAGAGGGGCAGAGGAGGCCGGCUGGAGAUGAGCUGUCGCCACAUCAUCGGAGCAUCUACAAUGGCAUGAAUGCGUUGAUAUCAGCCGGCUGCUGCACCAACAACUGUAGAAAUGUCAAGCUAUGGGACAGCUUUGAUGCCUCCUCUUGACCCCAACUUGACCAGCUAGGCUCCUCAAACGGAGACGGGGUCGCAGUGGUGAAGCCCUCCUGCGUCUCUGGCCUUGAUAGACACGGGGGCCCCUGGACACCACCUUCCACGGCUCCGGAUGGUUUAUUGUCCAUGGCCUCAUCCGUGUCCAGAGCCCUGAAACAGCCUGCCUCCAUGUUUUCAUUUCUACAUAUCGAGUGUUUGAUGGAAAAGGUGGGAGUUCUGAGGGGAAUAAUAUUGAUACAGUUGAUAAAACUUGUGAAGACUGCCACAGUUAAAUGGAUUCAAGUAGAUGUCUCUCCCUGUCAACUGUGACACGGCUACCUCCUGGUGAGCACCCAGAGGAAAGGAGGGACGCCUGUGAUCGGUGAGAGAAGAUGAGGGGAGAGGACUGUGCACUGUUUGUGCCGCUGCCCUCUGUUUACAAAUGCAAAUUGGUGAAGCACAUAAAGUAAACUUUCUACACCCCGCUGUUGGUAAUUAUUUUCCCGCACACUGUCCUCUUUCUCCUGUUUCCCUCCCAUGUUUUUUCCACUCUCUCCCUCCUCUCCUUCAUCUUCAAAGUGUGUAUUGAGACUGGUGUAAUCUAAUGUUUUGUCUCUCAGUCUCCAAAUCCAGCCGAUCACGAUUGCCAUCGUCUUCAACUUUUUCAGCCAUUUCAACUGAAUUUAAAAACAAAACAAAAAACAUAUUUGUCAAAGAUGUUCUAGCAAAGAAAAAAAAAAACAACCUCUUCCUGUGUCUUAAACCAAGAUGGUCACCAUUACUAGCUGCUGACAGAUGUUCUAGUUCUAUAAGAUGCAAUGUUCAGGUGUGACUUUUCUUUUUUGUAUUAUCUUCUUUGCUCCCUUAAAGCGCCUAUAUUGAAGCUGGGGAUAAGAUUAUACGUUUCUCCAUGUUGUUUUUUACAAGGAAGUAAAGUCCAAGUAAAAAGUAGAUUAUUGGAUUAGUUUUCUAUAUAUCUAUAUAUAUAAAUAUAA
This is a messenger RNA of Larimichthys crocea (large yellow croaker), 2555 nucleotides long. RefSeq names its product coiled-coil domain containing 85A, like (gene ccdc85al). Bases 151 to 1575 code for a protein of 474 amino acids. Lineage: Eukaryota; Metazoa; Chordata; Actinopteri; Sciaenidae. The transcript has 4 exons. The record is from RefSeq and is a predicted model, not a curated record.